Molecule: messenger RNA, 3749 nt
Organism: Fusarium verticillioides 7600
Lineage: Eukaryota; Fungi; Ascomycota; Sordariomycetes; Hypocreales; Nectriaceae
Product: cysteine protease ATG4
Exons: 4
Coding region: 192-1553 (453 amino acids)
Molecular function (GO): protein-phosphatidylethanolamide deconjugating activity
Source: RefSeq, a predicted model, not a curated record
GCCAGGCUAAGGCCAAAGCUCACCCAUAGCCAGGACCCCAUCUGUCCGUUUCCUGUCUGCUGCCUUCUAUCCCACCUGAAGCUUCAUGUUGCCUCCUUGUUGAGGCACACAUCUUACAUUUAUAUUGUAUUUCGUUCCCGAGCUCCCCAGGUUCUAUAACGGACGAGCAAACAAAUGAAAGCCUAAGAUCCAUGUCUAUCAACAUGGAGAACGCCAUGGCCAAUGUCGACCUCGGACGUUAUCGACGGAUCGUACAGAUGUUCUGGGAUCCAGAACCUACCAACGAUGUUGCCCACGAUCAUCCAGUCUGGUGUCUUGGACGCUCCUAUAAGCUAAGCGAUAAGAAAAACACAAAGUCUGAUGAACAAAAUCCCCAGACGCCGCCCCCAGCACCCAAGUCGGACACCGAAGAUCAGGAUACGGCUCGAUCGCCCAACAUACCGACAAAUGCCCCAGAAACCCCACCGGAAUCAAUAUCGAGCAGUUUCUCAUCAUCACUGGCAUAUGACGACCAGUCGAAUGACGGUGGAUGGCCAUCUGGCUUCAUAACCGAUUUUGAAUCAAGGAUAUGGAUGACUUACAGAUCAGAGUUCGAACCCAUUCCUCGUUCCACGAACCCCCAAGCCACAUUUUCACUGUCACUGUCGAUGAGACUCAAGAGCCAACUAGGGGAUCAGAGUCCAUUCUCAUCAGACAGCGGGUGGGGAUGCAUGAUUCGGUCUGGUCAAAGUUUACUUGCAAACACCAUCGCACUCGUUCGCCUUGGGAGAGACUGGCGUCAGGGACAAUCACUAGAAGAAGAAUGUCGUAUCCUCAAAGAUUUUGCCGACGACCCAAGAGCUCCAUACUCAAUACACAGUUUCGUCCGACAUGGUGCCAGCGCCUGUGGCAAGUAUCCGGGUGAAUGGUUUGGCCCAUCAGCAACAGCCCGCUGCAUCCAAGCAUUGGCGAACUCACAUGAGCCCUCAAUCAGGGUAUAUUCCACUGGCGAUGGGCCUGAUGUCUACGAGGAUGACUUUAUGAAAAUUGCGAAGCCAACCGGCGAAGCCUUCCACCCCACGCUUGUAUUGGUAGGGACUCGGCUGGGACUAGAUAAGAUAACUCCCGUCUAUUGGGAAGCUUUGAUUGCAGCACUUCAGAUGCCGCAAUCCGUGGGUAUCGCAGGAGGCCGUCCAUCCUCAUCCCAUUACUUCAUCGGCUCGCAAGGCUCCUUCCUAUUCUACCUUGAUCCUCACCACACAAGGCCUGCACUCCCAUACCAUGAGAACCCCAUGGAUUACACCAGCGAAGAAAUAGAAUCGUGUCAUACCGCUCGACUGCGCCGCAUCCACGUUCGCGAGAUGGAUCCCAGUAUGCUAAUAGGUUUUCUGAUUCGGAGUGAGGAGGACUGGCAGGACUGGAAGCGUGGGGUCAAGCAUGUCCAAGGCAAGUCGAUUAUCCAUGUGGCGCAGCAAAACGCAGUCCACGGAGGCUCAAGCGAGGGCCGUGAAGGCGCAAUUGACGAAGUUGAGACGCUAAGUGAUGAUGAUACGGAUACCAUUCAGGAGGCCUAGAUUGGUUAUUGGGCCCGGCGUUGUUUUGAUACUUAUUUUGGCUGUAAUUUCCUGCAACCCAUAAUGAUUGGCAGGAGGACCAGGCGUUACGUCGGGAUAGACAUUGAAAUCGAUUCGAAUGACCCUCUUUAUCACGAUUUUUGUCGUUUAAGGCUGCGAGAUACAACGCGUUCUUCACGCGCUGCCUGUCGUUUCAUGUCACCUGCCGAAUGGUGAUAUGGUUGAAUGCAAUAUGCAUAUUGUAUGCAUUAGAUCCUUAAUCAUCUCUUCUUCUUCUUGCCUCCACCAGUCACUGAUUUUAGUUCUGCAUGUCCUUCCUCUCGAAUAUGGACGAACAGCCUGGUUCUAGAAGCAAAAGUCUCCCCACAAACUCCGCACCGUGGCUAUCAACUGUCGUCAGCUUAACAGAAAGAUGAUCGUUGAUAUGUCAACAUACUUCUUCUUCUUUCUGCGACUGUGCAGCCGCAGCUUUCUUGGCGCGUUUGGCCUUGGCCUUGCCAACCUUCUUGCCCUGCGCAGGCUCAUCAACCGACAGACCCUGCACUGAUGCUGAUAUUUCAUCGUCUUCAUUAGUAACAUCGCUGGUAAUCUUGAGUUGGCUGGCCGAAGCUAUUCUCUCCCCAACAACAUCCCUGGGUGCGUAGUCGGUGUCGUCUGAUGCGUCUGCAGACUCAGCAGGUGUCGCGGCGAGGGACGAAUCCGCUGGAGGCGGCGAUACAGCCUCACCUUGAGUCGAUUGAAGCGGCCCCUCUUUAACACUGUCUUCCUGUGCUGCAGGAUCUUUUUGCUUGUUCGCAUUUGCCUCACGUGGCGAUGAUACCUCAUCAAGCUCCAGCUCAGCACCUUCGCGCUUCAUCUGCCGACGCAGUUGUUGAACAGCCUUGAUGUGCUUCUUGCUCUUCUCGUGCGCCUCAAGCUGCUUCUCGCUUUUGAACGACUUGUUGCAUACAACGCACUCCAGUAUCUCAACCUCUGAUUCCUCUUCAGAUUCUGAAAAAUCCCCCUCUGCUCCAUUGUCGUCGGAUCGAGCCUGGGCCCAUUCGGGAAUCUCGAAUGAUGCCAUGCGUUCCUGGUUCGCAGCUCGCGAUCGAGCGGCCUGGGCCGCAGCAGCAUUUCGCAGGGAAGCCUGGCGCUCGUCUUGGGUCUGCGAAUUGGGUAGGUAUCUGGGGUCUCGUUUGCGCACGAAGCCGACAAGGAAGUUGACAGCAUCAUUGAACUCGCGAAUGGCGUCCUCCCGCAUCUUCUUGUUCUCCUUCUCCAUCAAACGGCGGACACGGCGGUCGGGGGCGUCAGAAAGUCGAUAUUUAUCCUUCCAUGCGAAUGACUUGACGGUUGCGAAGCCAGUCCAUGCAGUGUAAAAUGGUUUCACAACAUCCUCGUAGUCAUCGCCAGAGGAUCCAAAAGUUGGGUAGUCCCGGACAUCGAGGUCGUCGUUAUCGGCAGCAGCCUCCUCUUCCAUGGCCAAGUGUUCGAAAGUUUCCCUGCAAAUUCCGUAAAAACCCGUGGGUUCGUCAUCGAAGGGCACCGCAGCAUUGAACUUGCGGAUCAAGCCCAUGAUCUCCUCAGCCGAUGUGAGUCGCACAUUGCGGAAAGUAGUAGGUUGGCCGUCAUCGUCGCCGUCUCUUCCACUGAGGAUGGCAUCGCGGUGUGAAUCGUACCAAGCUCUCUCUUGAGGAUCAGACAGGAUCUCGUAAGCGGUUUGAACUUCAGCAAAGCGGCGUGUGGCGGUCUCGACAUCAUUGAUGUUGCGAUCAGGAUGAAGCUCGAGUGCUUUUCUGCGGUAGGCUCGCUUGAUCCUAGUCAAGAAAAGGUCAAUAGGAAGACAAGAUAGAGGGGCAUAUCCAGAGAGAUUUACUCAUCGUCUGUUGCAGAACGCUCAACACUGAGCAGCUCGUAGUAACAUGUUUUUGCGACGGGAGCUGGGCCACCAGCAUUGGAGGUUUCUGAGGAUUGUUGGGCUCCCAUGUUUACUAUUUGGAUGAGCAACACGGGGCCAGUGAGAGUUUUGGUCGAAUCUGCUGUUUCCAGAAAAUAGAUAAUAGGAAAGGCAGUGAUUUAUAUAUGAUAUAUUUGAGGUCUGGACUUGGAGCUUUGUGUGAAGGAGGGGCAUCGCGGGGCAAAAUCAACGAUAGACAAUUUAAGCAGGCCAAAUAAAAUAAAUAAAUUUGCUUUCUCCCUGCAGGAUAUAUCCCCCCG